UCGAUUAUUCUUUUUCUUCCACCUCUAGCACCACAUGCGUGUUGUUGCUUGGGCAUCAAAAUUUGUCGUCCGCCGAUUUCAGACGGUCCGCGUUGCUGAUUGUUAUUGAGAAGAUAAGGAACGAGAAGAACCGGUACUACGCCAGGAGACAGGACUCAGGAUCAAAGGCUUCCACGGACACGAAAAGGAAUCCACAUAGCUAACGAAAUGCCUAACGACACUGUGGUAAAGGUGCAGGAGUACAAGGACUCGUUGAUCCUCAAGGCAGAGCUGCUAAUCACCAAGGGGUUCCCGGAGAAUAUCGUCCGGCUGAACGAGCUGCUGGCCACGCCGAUCUUCAACGAGCGCAACUUCGAAGAAGUGCACCAGGACCUCAACAUCCCGGUCCUGCCGCCUCUCCUGGUUAAAAACGAGUUGGAGGAUCGUGACAGUCUGCCCACCAAGCGCCAGCGCGUGGAUGUCAUCGUCUCUGGGCAGCCUGUCAUGGGUCUGCCCGCCGGUACAGUGCCGUGCAACAAGCCGCUCUGCGAGAUGAUCAAGGUCGUCAAGCCUAUCAUCAGGAAGCUUGUGGAGGAUUCCAAUCUACUUAAGAUGUGGAUCUCCUUUAUGAUACCCAAGAUCGAGGAUGGCAACAACUUUGGCGUCUCCAUUCAAGAGGACACGCUUGCCGAAAUUCAAACUGUGGAAUCCGAGGCGGCCGCCUUCUUUGACCAGAUAUCGCGCUAUUUCUUGUCGCGCGCCAAGGUGGUGUCCAAGGUGGCCAAGUAUCCGCACAUCGAUGAUUAUCGGCGCGCAGUCGUCGAACUUGACGAGAAGGAGUACCUCAGCUUGUGGCUGGUCGUUUGUGAGGUCCGCAAUCGCUACUCCUCGCUGCACGACAUUGUUAUUAAGAACCUCGAGAAGCUAAAGAAGCCGCGCUCCUCAAAUACCGAAAGCCUGUAUUAGGCUAGGUAUUUCCGAAGCCCGAGCCUCAACUUUUUUUUUUCCUUUCCAUCAUCUUACUUUUCAAUCAAUAAUCAGCCCGUAGAGCGGACGGUCAGCAAUUCUUGUCGCUACUCAAAAAGCUAAGAUUUUCCAAUUCGGUUUACAAACAUCAAAAUUCUUUAAUUGAAGAGCAGUGAUUGAACAAUAGCUGUAGCCUAACUACCAUCAACUAUUAAUCCAUUUGUACUACGUCUAGAAUGUAAUGUUGAGAUUGGCGUACAAUACAAGAAACCGAUGCUGUAUAGAUUCCACUAAUAGCUAUAGCUAUGCAUAAAAAGAAUAGGCGAGCUCCAUUGACACAUUUUUUCAACAUUUCCUAAUGUAAAUUUAUAACACGGGCGCCCCUCAUACGGAAAAUGUCCUUAAAAAUGUGUGAAAUAUAAAUCUUUAUAAGUAAUUCGCUCCGAAUAGGUAACACUGUGCUUGUUUUCUUGUUUUACGUAUUGACUAUGGGUUCUACUUUGGGGAUUGAUAUCUAUCGCAAAAUCGAAACAGGCGCCCAGACAUUUAAUAAGGUGGAAAUUAUUGCAUUCGAUGCGGCCAAUCGAAAAAGACAACCUUCUGAUUUAACAGUUCAGAAAAUUCUUAACGUUACUAUGAAUUAAAAAUGCCCGCCAAAAUGUCACAUAGUAAAUUCUUUUGCGUUCGAUAUUUGUUUAAAACUGGAAAAAAAAACAAGAAUUAAAUAUUGCUUACCAAAUCUACCAAUUCUGUAUAUAUGCACAAUUUCUUUAAGUGUGUUUGCCAGACAGCUGCAAUGCUAUAGCUGCCUGCUACGGCACUUCGGUUCGAACAUGUUCGCUUCAAACGCCCGCCAAACAGAAAAUUCAAAACACCAAAUGGUUU
Messenger RNA from Drosophila melanogaster (fruit fly), 1830 nucleotides. It is a transcript of the gene REG, whose product is annotated as proteasome regulator gamma. The record is from RefSeq and is marked reviewed. The coding region runs from base 208 to 945 and encodes 245 amino acids. Gene Ontology annotation, cellular component: proteasome activator complex. The transcript is spliced from 3 exons. Lineage: Eukaryota; Metazoa; Arthropoda; Insecta; Diptera; Drosophilidae.